AUGUCAGACUCGACGCCGCCGCAGAACUCUCGAUUCACAGCGCAGGCGACGGCGACGUCGCAGCGCCUCUCCUCCAAUACAGUCGGUCUCGUCAGCGCCUCCGACUACCGCAAACGACGCGCCGAACUGCUCGACCAGCAGGACCGCGAGUCGCGCGAAGCCUCAGCAACAGGCACUGGGACGAGCACCGGGGCAGAUACCACGCCUGCCGACAGCGAGGCUGAUAAUGGAAGCGCAGAGCCUGUGAAAAAAAAAGCCAAGAAGAAGAACAAGGGGAAGAAAUUGCUCUCUUUCGAUGAUGAUGACGAGGACGACGAUGACGGAAAAAGAGACACGCAGGAAGACAGCGGUAAAGAUGGCGAUGGAGGGGGCAGCGAAAACAAAUUCAAAGCCAACGCCUCGGUCAAGCUCGUACCCAAGGCCAUGACGAAAGCAGCCCUGCGCAAAGAAGCCACCCAGCGCGAGGCCCUGCGCAAAGAGUUCCUCAGCAUCCAGGACGCCGUCAAGAAUACGGAGAUUGCCAUACCCUUUGUCUUCUACGAUGGCGCCGACAUCCCCGGAGGCACGGUCCGUGUCAAAAAGGGCGACUUUGUGUGGUUCUUUCUGGACAAGAGCCGAAAGGUCGGUGCAGACAUGGGCGUCGGCGAAACGGCAAACGCAGCGAGAGCGUGGGCUAGAGUAGGCGUGGACGAUCUGAUGCUCGUGAGAGGGAGUAUCAUAAUUCCUCAUCACUACGACUUUUACUACUUCCUGGUCAACAAGUCCACCGGCCCCGGGGGCCAGCGCAUCUUCAGCUACUCCUCCGAUGCGCCUCCCACCCCCGUUGCUGCGGCGCCCGCGGCCCCAGAGGGCCUGUCCACUGCGGAGUCGAAAACGGCGGCCAUCAAGGCAUUGCCUGACGUCAAGACGCUCGAGGGCGCCAACGACGAUCCCACGUUGACAAAGGUGGUCGAUCGUCGCUGGUAUGAGCGCAACAAGCACAUCUUUCCCGCCAGCACGUGGCAGGACUUUGACGCGGGCAAGGACUAUGCCAAGGAAGUCAGGCGCGAUGCGGGCGGGAACACAUUCUUCUUCUCGAGGUGA
This is a messenger RNA of Emericellopsis cladophorae, 1083 nucleotides long. RefSeq lists its product as uncharacterized. Bases 1 to 1083 code for a protein of 360 amino acids. NCBI's taxonomy places the organism in Eukaryota, Fungi, Ascomycota, Sordariomycetes, Hypocreales, Bionectriaceae. Gene Ontology annotation, cellular component: nucleus. The transcript is spliced from 2 exons. Gene Ontology annotation, biological process: chromatin organization. The record is from RefSeq and is a predicted model, not a curated record.